Malassezia vespertilionis is the source of this 1065-nucleotide messenger RNA. RefSeq names its product ATP adenylyltransferase (gene APA2). The coding region runs from base 1 to 1065 and encodes 354 amino acids. The record is from RefSeq and is a predicted model, not a curated record. Gene Ontology annotation, biological process: nucleotide metabolic process. Gene Ontology annotation, molecular function: ATP:ADP adenylyltransferase activity; ATP binding. The transcript has a single exon. NCBI's taxonomy places the organism in Eukaryota, Fungi, Basidiomycota, Malasseziomycetes, Malasseziales, Malasseziaceae.
AUGGCAGCGCCACCUGAAGCAUUGCAGAUAUUGUCGAGCAAGGUAGCAGAGCGCUACGCAAAAGCGGUGGAGAAUGGUGAUGCGUUUUUCUACGAUUCGCACGUCGACGUCGUUGGCGGCGACGUCAAAGAGAAUGUCGAAGCAGGCGCACAUGUGCCUUGGCAAAUCCGCAUGGUGCCUGCGCUUUUAAAAAAGGACCAGGCAAUGGAUGCAGCGCAAAAAAGCGAGCCUCCUAAAGAAUCUGUGCAGCAGAACAAAAAAGACGUGUUUGCCCCACCGUAUGUACCCAACCUGCUCGUGGCCGAGUUUCCCGAGCACACGGUGCUCUUGAAUAAGUUUUGUGUGUUUCCACGGCACCAUCUGCUCGUCACGCGCGAGUUUGUGAAGCAGGAACUACCGCCGAGUCCGGCCAUGAUUGCAUUGGUCUACCGCAUAAUCGUUGCGUUCCCAGCACCGGACUCCGAAGUGCAAAUGCUAGGCUUCUUUAACUGCGGGGAAGCAAGCGGUGCGUCGCAGCCGCACAGUCAUUUCCAGCUGGUCGACCUGCAGCCGCCUGCGAACACGGCAGAGGCGAUCCCGAUCCAAGUCCUGCUCGAUCGCAUCGAGCGCGACGGGAAAGAGUACGACCAUGUGCAUAUGUUGCCGCUCCCAUGGCAGCAAUUUUGUGUACUGCUCGACCCACCCUCGGACGAGGCUGCGCUUGAGUCGUACUUUGGAAACAAGUUUACAGAACUUCUCGAUGCCAUGUUUAGCGUCGCAGCUAAGUCGGGACAGAAGCGUGCAGGCCCGCCGAGCUUCAACGUUUUACUCACAAAGCGUGCCAUGUACGUGGUACCUCGUGCGGAGGAAUCCUUUGAUCUCAAUACGACAGAUUGGGGCGUAUUUUCCGACAAGGAAAAGCAUCAAGCCCCCAAGCAAGUCGGUGAAUUGAGCAUCAAUGCGCUGGGCUACGCAGGAUUCCUCUUGACGCGCGAUAUGACCGAGACCGAGGCGCUGAGCUCGCCGGACAAUGCGCAUAUUUUGCGGGUGCUUACCCACACGGGCUUUCCUAAUACUGCGUCGUAA